Molecule: messenger RNA, 584 nt
Organism: Hydra vulgaris (swiftwater hydra)
Lineage: Eukaryota; Metazoa; Cnidaria; Hydrozoa; Anthoathecata; Hydridae
Product: dnaJ homolog subfamily C member 15
Biological process (GO): protein import into mitochondrial matrix
Cellular component (GO): PAM complex, Tim23 associated import motor
Molecular function (GO): ATPase activator activity
Source: RefSeq, a predicted model, not a curated record
UAUUAUUGAGCCCGAAAACAAAAAAGUCUGCGGUAUAUGUUGGUAUAUUUCCAUUUGCACGUUUUUUGUAGUUACAAAUAACUAAAUUUUUAAACAAUGUACAUAUACUAAAAGAUCGGUUUUAAUAAAUGACUAGUCUUAUAGUUGCUGGCCUGAGCAUUGCAGGUGUUGCAUAUGCUGGCAGAUUAGCAAUCAAUCUUAGUAAAAAAAUUAAUUGGAACCAAGUGCAAAAAGCUAUGCCAUCCAUUGCAGAUAUAUCUAUUAAUGCAUAUUAUAAAGGAGGAUUUGAACAAAAAAUGUCUAAACGAGAAGCAUCCUUAAUUUUAGGAGUAAGUCCAAGUGCAAAUCUUCAGCGAAUUCGUGAUUCUCACAGACGAAUUAUGAUUGUAAACCAUCCAGAUAAAGGAGGUUCUCCUUAUUUAGCUUCAAAGAUCAAUGAAGCCAAAGAUAUUUUGGAAGGAAAAACAAAAUCCCAUUAGUUAAUGUGAAAAAAAUUUAUAAACUACGUAUUAAAAUAAACGAAGUUCUUCAAAAUCGUGGAAAUAUGUCGAAUUAUAUUUGUAUCAUACUAACUCAGUUUUUUA